Maylandia zebra (zebra mbuna) is the source of this 3198-nucleotide messenger RNA. RefSeq names its product protein phosphatase, Mg2+/Mn2+ dependent, 1Ba (gene ppm1ba). Gene Ontology annotation, biological process: protein dephosphorylation. The record is from RefSeq and is a predicted model, not a curated record. Gene Ontology annotation, molecular function: protein serine/threonine phosphatase activity; manganese ion binding; magnesium ion binding. NCBI's taxonomy places the organism in Eukaryota, Metazoa, Chordata, Actinopteri, Cichliformes, Cichlidae.
CUGGAUGCUGAAAAAGAACGUCAUCUACCUUUUUACGUUUAGCUUUAGCAAAAAUUAGCUAGGUGUUCAAUCAUAGAUAAAUCCUGCCGAACCAAGCGUAUUUUCUUUUGAACCGACAGCCUAAGUAAGAGCGAUAUAUUUGGCGCUCCCUGGUAUUACAGUGCCAAACAUGUAUGUAAAAGCCUUACGUCGAUGCAGAGACAUGUUGAAAGGAGAACUGGUCGUGUGAAACGCUGACUAGCUUACUCAAAGCUAACUGACGAACAGGGGCCGAGAAGCGAAAGUGGCUAAUAUUAAGGACUGCUAAGCCUAUCACAACAACGCUGGGUGUCUUAGCAUUUCUACCGUGAUCACGAGAAGAGGGGCUGAUAGAGGGAGACUGAGAGUGAGAGAUUCCUUUCAUACGCACUAGCAGUGGGUCUCUCAGGGCAGAGCCAUGGGUGCGUUCCUGGACAAGCCCAAAACAGAGAAGUACAACUCACAUGGCGAGGGCAAUGGCCUGCGCUAUGGGCUAAGCUCCAUGCAGGGCUGGCGGGUGGAGAUGGAGGAUGCUCAUACAGCUGUGUUGGGCCUUCCAGCCCUUGGUAUGACUGACUGGUCCUUUUUUGCUGUGUACGAUGGCCACGCAGGCUCUAAAGUUGCCAAUUACUGCUCCAAGCAUCUUCUUGAGCACAUAAUCACCGCUAGCUUAGGGGCUGGAAACACACAAGGCUCUCAGUCUGGAUCAGACGGCUCCAACGCUUCAGUACCAGUUCCGCCUGCAGUGGAGGCUGUGAAAGCCGGCAUCCGGACAGGCUUCCUGAAAAUAGAUGAGCACAUGCGCAGCUUCUCCGACCUUCGAAAUGGCAUGGACCGCAGUGGCUCUACGGCAGUGGGAAUUCUUCUGUCACCUGAUCAUUUCUUCUUCAUUAACUGUGGGGAUUCUCGAGCAGUUCUCUACCGCAAUUCACAGGUGUGCUUCUCCACACUUGACCACAAGCCUUGCAACCCACGUGAGAGAGAGCGCAUCCAGAAUGCUGGCGGUUCAGUGAUGAUUCAAAGGGUUAAUGGGUCACUGGCUGUAUCAAGGGCCUUGGGGGACUAUGAUUACAAGUGUGUGGAUGGUAAGGGUCCCACAGAGCAGCUGGUUAGUCCUGAACCAGAGGUGUUUGUGAUGGUUCGGGCACCAGAACAGGAUCAGUUUGUGAUUUUAGCGUGUGAUGGAAUCUGGGACGUUAUGUCCAAUGAGGAGUUGUGCGAGUUUGUGAAAUCGAGGCUUGAGAUCUGUGAUGAUCUGGAGAAAGUCUGCAAUGAAGUGGUGGAUACCUGUCUGCACAAGGGGAGUCGGGAUAACAUGAGUGUUGUGAUAGUGUGUUUGCCCAAUGCUCCCAAAGUAUCGGAGGAAGCUGUGAGGAAAGACACUGAGCUCAACAGUUACCUGGAGUCUCGAGUUGAAGAGAUGCUGUCUCGGCCAGGGGAGGAGGGGUUUCCGGAUCUGGUAACAGUGAUGAGAAACCUGUCCACUGACAGCGGCAUGCCCCCUCUGCCACCAGGGGGUGGUCUUGCCAGCAAACGCAGUGUUAUUGAAGCAGUAUACAACCGUCUGAACCCAUACAGGGAGGAGGAUGGAAGUGGAGCGGAAUUGGAGUACCACUGGUAGCUGUCCAGCACAACUGCCUGAUCGAAAAUACAGGACCACUAUUCCACAUGAGAUUACAUUCAUUGUCACCUUUUAAUUUUUUCUGUAAUUCAUUCCGCCCCCCACACUGAGAAUAACUGAAGCUGAAAUCUUGGUUUUAAAAACACCUAAUGUGGAGGACUACAAAACUGUUCUUGUUCCUUUUUUUUAAAAUUUUUUAAAUAGACAAACUAUGGGGGGGGCACUGCGUUCAUGUUCCGACUCCAGAACUACAUCUACAAUAUAAACACAGCGAGGAGGAGAGGCCAACAAGCACAGUUUCUCUUGCCCCUUGUUUUCUUUUUUCUUUUCUUUUUUUUUUUUGUGGAUUUGCAGAGACAGAGGUCACAGGUCUGAAUCUUUUAGGGUUCUGUGGUGCCUUGCUUAGACCAGAGAGAGCGGGAGGGAGGGAGAGAAAGGAGGACCUCAUAACUCGCCAGCCAGCCACGACCAAAACCAACCACUUGUGGAUUCAUUGUAAACACUGAGAAGGCUUAAAGUGGUUUGUGGCAUUAUUUGUUUGGAAGUGUGAACUUUUUCUUGCACCUGACGGGGAGUUGAUCGACCACACAAGCCUGCAACUCAACUACACACCUUAAGCUAUACUGUCCAGUUCAGGAUCUGGGCGUUACUGGUACACAAACAGGAGCCAACUCUUCACUUAUUAAUGGACAUGGCUCACUGGAGAUCAUCUUACAGAACUCACAGAAAUGUAAUAAAAAUAACUAAAUGAAUCACUAUCCAAAGACCUUGAGGUUAAACCCUCAAAUUCAGGGUCUGAAAGCCUGAGAAUCCACACCUGACGAUAAGGGGAGCACUUAUGUGAGAGACUUUCUGGCACCAAAUCCCAUUUUGACUCCUGGAUAUUAUGUCCAGACUUAAAUGGGACGUGGACUGGUUUGCCCAGCUGCAACUACAUUAAACUUGAGCGUGAUAGCGACUCUCUUGCAUGUCUGCUUACUUUCUGUCUGCUCAUCUCUUUCAGGAUCUUGUCACUUGAUUUGUCACUCUUCCCUUCUGUCUGCCUUAUUUUUAAAUUUUUUGUUGUUUUAACUUCAGUUUCUCUGCUGCGUCAUGAGGCAGAAGAGACUCAGCUCUCAUUUUGCAUUUGCAGACAAUGCCAGAAUCAUAAGCUUUUGAGCCUGCUGUUGUUGAAGAUAUUAUAGAAAGAUAGAAACUGUAUAUGAAAUUCAUAAAUAUAAAAAAUAUAUAUAGGGAGAUAUCUAUAUAGACAGAAAUAUUUUGAUUUGUUUGUUGUCCCUUAAAUUCCCAGCCAUGGUAUUCAUUGCGGCCUAAUCUGGAAAAAAAAAGAAGGGGGGGGGGGGGGGGGGAAACACCCCCACCCAAUAGCCCAACCCAUGAUGCUGCACGCACCGUUCCCACACAGCAGCGUUCCAAAGACAGGGUUUGGGGUAAAGGAAUUCCAACCGCCCCCUCAUCCUUAACACAUGCGCACACACAAUCCUGCUCAUGCUACAGCUUGCCUUUUUCUAUCUCUCUGAUAUCGUGUGUGUGUGUGUGUGUGUGUAUUAAAAAAAGAA